AUGAUUAAAAGAUAGGUAUUUAUUUAUUUAUUUUGGUAGGUAGGUAGGUAGGUAGGUAGGUGCUUUUAGUUAAGUUAUUAGCUUUUAAUAUCGUGGUUAUAAAUUUUAACAUUGUUUUAAUUGGAUAAGUGGAUAUUUAUUUUUUAAAAGUAAAUAGGAGGGAGAGGUAGUGAUUAUGAAAAUAUUUGGUUUUGUUGUUAUUUAUUUAUUUAAUUAGUUAGUUAGUAUAUUUUUCAAAUCAGUUAGUAUAUCAAUUAUAUAUGUGUAUGUUUUUUAUCUUUUUUAUUAUGGUAGUUCAAGAUAGUUAGUUUUUUUAUGGAUGGAUGGAAGAAAGGAAGGAAGGAAUUUCUGUGA
Tetrahymena thermophila SB210 is the source of this 354-nucleotide messenger RNA. Its product is annotated as transmembrane protein, putative. The record is from RefSeq and is a predicted model, not a curated record. The transcript has a single exon. Lineage: Eukaryota; Ciliophora; Oligohymenophorea; Hymenostomatida; Tetrahymenidae.